Molecule: messenger RNA, 4472 nt
Organism: Lagopus leucura (white-tailed ptarmigan)
Lineage: Eukaryota; Metazoa; Chordata; Aves; Galliformes; Phasianidae
Gene: NSD2
Product: nuclear receptor binding SET domain protein 2
Exons: 23
Coding region: 192-4379 (1395 amino acids)
Biological process (GO): regulation of DNA-templated transcription
Cellular component (GO): chromatin; nucleus
Molecular function (GO): histone H3K36 methyltransferase activity; protein binding
Source: RefSeq, a predicted model, not a curated record
UGCUCCAUGUCCUUAAACUGCACGGCGCUGAGAUAUUUCAACUGCCAAGUUAUCUCAGUAAUAGAAACCGUAUCACGCGUAUGGCUCAGCUUCCUUUUUGUUUUCCACCGCCUUCAGAGCCGCUUGGAUGAAACUGAACCGACACCGCCUUCAUAACGUAAGCAGUGUAAGACUGGAAACAUCUGGGCUGGAUGGACUUUAGCAUCAAAAGAAGUUCUCAACUUUUAACUCGAAAAAUUAACUACUUAAAAAUGAAGCAAGUACCAGAGAUCCUUGGAAAUACCAAUGGGAAGACUCAGAAUUGUGAAGUGAAUCGUGAGUGUUCUGUCUACCUGGGCAAAGCACAACUUUCUGCCACUCUGCAGGAAGGUGUCAUGCAAAAAUAUAAUGGCCAUGAUGCUCUUCCAUUCAUCCCAGCUGAUAAGUUGAAAGAUCUGACUUCUCGUGUGUUCAAUGGUGAAUCUGGGGCCCAGGAUGCCAAGCUGCGCUUUGAACCCCAGGAAAUAAAAGGAGUUGGAACACCACCAAACACUACUCCUAUCAAGAAUGGUUCUCCAGAAAUCAAGCUGAAAAUCACUAAAACCUACAUGAAUGGAAAACCUCUGUUUGAAUCUUCCAUUUGUGGAGACAAUGGUGCAGAUGUGUCACAGUCAGAGGAAAAUGAACAAAAACCAACAAACAAGGAGAGGAGGAACAGAAAAAGAAGCAUAAAAUAUGACUCCUUACUUGAGCAGGGUCUUGUUGAAGCAGCGUUGGUGUCAAAGACUUCAAGCUCCCCUGAAAAUAAGGCUCCUGCUAAGAGAGAUUCAACACAGAGUACCAUCAGAGAUGACAAAGUCCAUCUGUUGAAGUACAAUAUAGGAGAUCUAGUGUGGUCAAAAGUAUCGGGUUUUCCUUGGUGGCCAUGUAUGGUUUCUGCUGAUCCUAUUCUUCAUUCCUACACUAAACUAAAAGGACAGAAAAAGAGUUUUCGUCAGUAUCAUGUUCAGUUUUUUGGAGAUGCUCCAGAACGAGCCUGGAUAUUUGAGAAGAGCCUUGUGCCUUUCAAAGGAAAAGAUCAGUUUGAACAAUUAUGCCAGGAAAGUGCAAAACAAGCCCUCACUAAAGCAGAGAAAAUAAAGAUGUUAAAACCUGUUUCAGGGAAGCUGCGACCACAGUGGGAGAUGGGUGUUAAGCAAGCAAGUGAAGCAGUAGGCAUGACAGUGGAAGAACGGAAGGCCAAAUACACCUUCAUCUACAUUAGGGACAGACCUCAUCUUAAUCCUCAAGUGGCAAAGGAAGUUGGCAUUGCUGUGGAGCUUUUAGAGGAGGAGGUAGAUGAGUCAUCCUACUCAAAUGAAGAAACCACUGAAAGUCUGAAAUCAGUGAAGGAGUCUGGCAUUCCUAACAAGAGGAGGAGAAGGACAUCAAAAUUGUCUGCCACUGAUGAUGCGCAAGAUAGCAGUCAGUUGGAGACUAAGAAUACUACUCCUCAAAAGUCAUCUGAACAGGCUGAAUCCAAAAGAGGGAUAGGCUCCCCUCUCAGUAGAAAGAAAACUCCAGCCUCUACUCCACGAAGCAGAAAGGGCGAUGCAGUAUCUCAGUUUUUGGUCUUUUGUCAGAAGCACAGAGAUGAGGUGGUUGCUGAACAUCCCGAUGCAUCAAGUGAGGAGAUUGAAGAGUUGCUUGAAUCGCAGUGGAACAUGCUUAGUGAAAAACAGAAAGCUCGCUAUAACACAAAGUUUGCCAUAGUGACCUCUCCCAAAUCUGAAGAAGACUCUGGUUCAUCAUUGAAGAAUAUUGGAGAGGCCAAACGUAAAGUGUUUCAAGACUCACCUAAAAGGAGAUCAAGAUCCAGAAGUAACUUACAUGGAAAUAAAAGAAACCAAAAAAAGAGGACAAAGGAACCUACAGAAGAUUUUGAAGUUCAGGAGGCACCUAGGAAAAGACUCAGGAUGGAUAAACAGAAUAAUCGGAAGAGGGAGACAAGCAAUGACAAAACACCAAAAACAAACUCUACUAAGGUCACAGAAACCUCCUCUUCACAAAAGAACCAGUCAGCAACGAAAAAUCUGUCUGAUGCAUGUAAACCUCUGAAGAAGCGAAAUCGGGCUUCAGCAGCAGAAUCUUCAACUCUUGCUUUUAGCAAAAGUUCAUCUCCUUCAGCUUCCUUAACUGAGAAUGAGAUCUUCGAUGGCCCAGGAGAUGAGCGCUCAGAGUCUCCCUAUGAAAGUGCUGAUGAAACUCAGACUGAAGUGUCUAUAUCAUCCAAAAAAUCUGAGCGAGGAACGGGAACAAAAAAAGAAUAUGUGUGUCAGCUAUGUGAAAAAACAGGUGAUCUCCUGCUGUGUGAAGGACUUUGCUAUCGAGCUUUUCACGUGAGCUGCCUUGGGCUCUCUGGAAGACCAGCAGGAAAAUUCGUUUGUAGUGAAUGUACAUCAGGUGUGCAUACCUGCUUUGUGUGUAAAGAGAGGAAGGCAGAUCUGAAGCGCUGUGUUGUAUCCCACUGUGGAAAAUUCUACCAUGAAGCCUGUGUGAAAAAAUUCCAUCUUACCGUGUUUGAGAACAGGGGUUUUCGAUGUCCUCUGCACAGCUGCCUCAGUUGUCAUGUUAGUAACCCCUCCCAUCCACGAAUUUCAAAAGGAAAGAUGAUGCGCUGUGUUCGCUGUCCUGUUGCAUACCAUGCUGGAGACGUGUGCAUUGCUGCGGGAUGUGCAGUCAUCGCUUCCAACAGCAUUGUUUGUACGAAUCAUUUCACUGCCAUGAAAGGAAAAAGUCAUCACGCGCAUGUCAAUGUGAGCUGGUGCUUUGUGUGUUCCAAAGGAGGAAGCUUGUUGUGCUGCGAGUCGUGUCCUGCAGCAUUUCACCCGGACUGUUUAAACAUCGAAAUGCCAGAUGGGAGCUGGUACUGCAAUGACUGCAGGGCAGGGAAGAAACUCCAUUUCCAGGAUAUUAUUUGGGUUAAACUGGGAAAUUACAGAUGGUGGCCUGCAGAAGUUUGCCAUCCGAAAAAUGUUCCCCCAAAUAUCCAGAAAAUGAAGCAUGAAAUUGGAGAAUUUCCUGUAUUUUUCUUUGGUUCUAAGGAUUACUUUUGGACACAUCAAGCACGGGUGUUCCCUUAUAUGGAGGGAGACAGAGGGAGUAGAUACCGGGGGAUUAAAGGAAUUGGAAAAGUCUUCAAAAAUGCUUUGCAAGAAGCUGAAGCUCGAUUUCGAGAAAUAAAGCUACAGCGAGAAGCCAAAGAAACCCAAGAAAGUGAACGUAGACCUCCACCAUACAAGCAUAUUAAGGUGAAUAAACCUUGUGGUAAAGUGCAGAUAUAUACUGCUGACAUUUCUGAGAUUCCCAAGUGCAACUGCAAACCCACAGAUGAAAACCCUUGUGGCUUUGAUUCUGAGUGCCUCAAUCGGAUGUUGAUGUAUGAAUGUCAUCCACAAGUUUGUCCAGCAGGAGAACGAUGCCAAAACCAGUGCUUUACAAAACGUGAAUACCCUGAGACAGAGAUCAUCAAAACAGAUGGGAAAGGAUGGGGUUUGGUUGCAAAGAGGGACAUUAAAAAGGGAGAGUUUGUGAAUGAGUAUGUUGGUGAGCUCAUUGAUGAAGAAGAAUGUAUGGCAAGAAUCAAAUAUGCACAUGAAAACGACAUUACUCACUUCUAUAUGCUUACUAUUGAUAAGGACCGUAUUAUUGAUGCUGGCCCCAAAGGGAACUAUUCUCGUUUUAUGAAUCACAGCUGCCAACCAAAUUGUGAAACUCUGAAAUGGACGGUAAAUGGAGAUACUCGUGUUGGCCUGUUUGCUGUGUGUGAUAUUCCUGCAGGGACAGAGCUGACUUUCAAUUACAACCUUGACUGUCUGGGCAAUGAAAAAACAGUCUGCAAAUGUGGUGCCCCAAACUGCAGUGGAUUUCUUGGGGACAGACCAAAGAAUUCUUCCACUAAUGCCUCAGAAGAAAAAGGCAAAAAGACCAAAAAGAGAACACGGAGGCGUAGAAUGAAAAAUGAAGGGAAGAAAGAAUCUGAAGAUGAUUGUUUUCGUUGUGGUGAUGGAGGCCAGCUGGUGUUGUGUGACAGGAAAUCUUGUACUAAAGCCUAUCAUCUCUCCUGUCUUGGUUUAGUGAAACGUCCUUUUGGGAAGUGGGAGUGUCCUUGGCACCACUGUGAUGUUUGUGGCAAACCUUCUGUUUCAUUCUGCCACUUCUGCCCAAAUUCUUUUUGCAAGGAACACCAAGAUGGGACAGUACUAAAUUCUACAUUGAAUGGACAGUUAUGCUGCUCUGAACAUGUUCUCGGGGUGGAUUCUGUUGAAACUCAGAAGACUGAGAAACCCCGCAAAAAACUGAACAAGUUGAAGCCUAAGAGAAAGGAGAGGAGCAGAUGGAUGAGAGCCGAAUGCAAAUAGUCAUGGACUGCAGUUACUACUGCCAACACUAUCUUGUAGAUAAGUUGUGAAUAUUACCAGGGAAGGACACAAUUUUACAUAUAUUCUGUAAAG